GUGGACGCGCAACCAUAAAGGAAGCUCGCAAAAGUAGCGGGAGCAUAGUCGUGCAUCGUUUAUUCAUCCGUACGGAACGUCGCAGCAAUCGUACUCCAUUCUACUCAUAAAGCAUCAGAAAAGUUAUUUAUUCUGUAAAACUCAUUGCAUUGCCGACUCGUGCAGUACUACUGUCGAAUUUUGUGUCGAAAAUAACGAGUCGCGAGCGAUGCGAGAUUCAUUCUCGCACCCGAGCGAAGUUGGCCGUCAAGUAGCGAGUGUCGACGUUUGAGUGGACGCGCGGGCGACGACCCAUAAAAGGGGAACCGCGAGAGUGGCGGCUGCACAGUCGCGCACCGUCUAUCCGUUGGUACGGAACGCGCGGCAACGUAUUGUAAUAUUCUGUUCCAUUCGGCGUAUCGGGCUAACAUUUGGCAGCGGAAGCAACAAUUAUGUUCUCGAGGAUCGUCCCAUCGCUGGCCGCCAACCCGCUGCACUAUUGAAACUUCGUCGUGCGUACGUAUGGCGUAUGGCUUACCCUAUGGCAUGGCAUCGCAGAACAUCGCACUGUGCGUCUUUAUCGCUGCUUUUCUCCACGUCAGUCUCGGUCAAACGCCGCCCAAAUCCGAGGUCCUGCCCGAGUUUCUGGCACUCUUGGAAAAUCAUACGGUCACUCAAGGUCGCGACGUCUCCUUCACCUGUGUCGUUAAUCAUCUUCAGUCUUACAAGAGAGAAGCCGCGAGCGACGCCACAAACGUCAAGAUGUUUUCCUUGGAUCUGCAUAGCGAAACAAUGCAAAUCAAGCGGAACCAUCGAGUAUUCGAUGUAUUUUCCAAAGACAAAAAGACAAGAGAAUGUGUAUCGUCGAGGCAACGUGGAAUCGUAGAACAUCGCGUCGCCUGGAUAAAGUCGGAUUCGCGUGCGAUUUUGGCCAUUCACACGCAUAUGGUGGCGCACAAUCCACGCUUGUCCGUCACUCACAACGGCCAUAACACAUGGAAGCUGCACGUGACUAACGUUCAACCGAACGACUCCGGCACGUACAUGUGUCAAGUUAAUACGGAUCCUAUGAGAAGCCAGACCGGUCACAUGAAAGUGGUGAUACCGCCCGAUAUCAUGGAUCUGGACGACACGGCGGAUUCCUUAACCACGAAGGAGAACGGCGAUCUGCAAUUGCGGUGUCGAGCGACCGGCAACCCGGAACCUGUGGUGAUCUGGCGCCGAGAGGACGGUCGGAACAUUACCCUGAGGAACGAGCAUCAAGGAGUUAAACUGCUAACAGCGCGAACGUACGAGGGCGAGCAGCUUCAUUUGAGGAACAUUCAACGGCAGGAGAUGGGGUCUUAUCUCUGUAUCGCAUCAAACGGAGUGCCGCCAUCGGUCAGCAAGAGAUAUUACGUCAAUGUUCGUUUCAAACCGCUGAUUAAAGUCACAAACCAGUUAGUGGCGGCGCCCGUCGACAGCGAUGUCCUUCUUCAGUGUUACGUGGAGUCCUCGCCGAAGGCUCUGAACACAUGGUACAGAAAUAAUGGUACAGAUAAAGUGUUUUCAACAGAAUUAUUUCCGAAGACUACUUUAGGAGUGAAAUUGUUGGAGGACGAGAAACAUGACAUAUCAGAAGUAACCAUCAACGAUUAUGCAUAUCAGUUAAAUCUCACUGUCAGGCGACUAGAUCGAUCUGAUUUCGGCACUUACACGUGCUGCGCUGAAAAUGCUUUUGGGAAAGCGGAAGCGUCUAUAAGACUGCAAGAGCUGCAGAUGCCAAAGCCAACGAUAACUUCUCCGCGCAAUACCGAAGUCUUCGAGAAACACGUCUUGCGGAAACAGGCGAAGAAGAAGUACGAGUCUGACCUGACCCCGAAGAACGUGGGCCACACCACGCCGAUAUCUAGGAGAAACUCGUCGAGUUCCUCGCCGAAUAUCGUGAACAAGUCAAGAAAUUCCGCGUUUCCGGCAUCAGCACCGGCACUGGCACCGGCGCAUUCGGCGCCCACGCAACUGGGUGCUCAGAACGGCGUUAGGUCAUCGCGAGAUGCGCGAUUAUGUCACAUCGGCCUCACUGUGGUCGUCCUGUUAAUUUUGAAUUGCGACUAAAAUGAAGAAGAAUAAAAAUCUAUCGCGACUUAAUGAAAUCAUUAAGUUACAACGAAUCGACUGUUCAUCAUGAUUUCGGUCGCUAUAGAGGGUACACAUAGGAUGAAAUUACAUUGAAUUGACAAUGGAAUCGCUUUUUGUUAAAUUUACAUUAAAUUUUACAGAACUAAUAAUACUCACAGGAGAGAACCUGAGAGAUACACGAGGUAUACAUCGAGAGCAUCGGUUUUAUUGUAAAUAAUAAAACAUUUUUAUGACAAUAAAUGUAGUUACGUAUACAUACGAGAAAUAGAUGAUCACGCUGUUAAAAACACACGCUUGUAACUGCCAUCAUUAUUCAGAAUACAUUUAAAAUAUGUAUACAUAAUAUAUUUGCUAAAAUUAAAUUUUUU
Molecule: messenger RNA, 2465 nt
Organism: Nylanderia fulva
Lineage: Eukaryota; Metazoa; Arthropoda; Insecta; Hymenoptera; Formicidae
Product: lachesin
Cellular component (GO): neuron projection
Source: RefSeq, a predicted model, not a curated record